This is a messenger RNA of Oncorhynchus gorbuscha (pink salmon), 5785 nucleotides long. Its product is annotated as potassium channel subfamily K member 13-like. The record is from RefSeq and is a predicted model, not a curated record. Gene Ontology annotation, biological process: potassium ion transmembrane transport; stabilization of membrane potential. Gene Ontology annotation, molecular function: potassium ion leak channel activity. NCBI's taxonomy places the organism in Eukaryota, Metazoa, Chordata, Actinopteri, Salmoniformes, Salmonidae. The coding region runs from base 585 to 1853 and encodes 422 amino acids. The transcript is spliced from 4 exons. Gene Ontology annotation, cellular component: membrane.
UCUGUGAGGGGCGUAUUUUGAGACGAAGGGAGGUUGCGCAUUGAACGCAGCGUCGUAAACUAUUUUGCUAUCCAGCCCCAGCCAAAGGCUUGUGGAUUUUAUUUGUUCGUUUGCACACCCGUUCAAAUUCACUUUUCAACUGUGCGCCUUUUUGGUUAACACAAUUUGAACUCUAACAGAGAGGUGAACAUGGGUUUAUUUAUUUUGGACAAGCGCGGAAAGGUGAAGGAUAACGCCAUAUGUUUAUUGUAACGGAUAAUAAUAACGGACAUUUGGACUUGAUGGCCAAAGAGCCUUGACAACUGUUGGCGGUUACUGUUGUGUUUGUUCUUCGAUGAAUUUUCACAAUGACAGGUGACCAGCUGUUGAAUCUCCGAGGAAAACUCUCCUCAUUUUCUCUCUGGCUAUCUCUGCUCUCUAUCCCCGCAGCCUCCGACUCUAUUUCACCAGAGUUUCUAUCCUGAACCUGUUUGUUAUUUUACACGAUAAACAUUACGAUGGAUAAUGAGGAAUGUGUCAUUUGUUACAUAAUAAAACGAUGCGGCGAGUUCCCAGCACCUGUUGAACAGUGACAAGCCUACAUUAUGGCCUACCGGAGCGGCUGCUGUUGUGGCUUCGGUCCCUUCAACGAGGAUAACGCCAGGUUCCUAAUGUUAGCGGUGUUUAUAAUCCUCUACCUCCUCUGCGGUGCCGCUGUCUUUUCAGCACUGGAACAGCCGAUGGAAGCAGAGGCGAAGGACCGCUGGGCGCAGCGUUUUGAACAGUUUAGCCAAAAGAAUAACCUGAGCAAGAAGGAGCUGGACAACUUCUUGAGGAACUACGAGGAGGCGAACUUGGCCGGGAUUCGCGUGGACACUAUCAGACCUCGGUGGGAUUUUACCGGCGCGUUCUACUUCGUGGGGACUGUGGUCUCGACCAUAGGGUUUGGAAUGACGACGCCAGCGACCAUCAGUGGUAAGAUCUUCCUCAUCUUCUACGGCCUGAUCGGCUGUGCCUCGACCAUCUUGUUCUUCAACCUCUUCCUAGAGCGCGUCAUCACCGUCAUCGCCUUCGUCCUCAAGUCCUGCCACGAGCGUCGCCACCUUCGCAAGGCCGUGCUUCCGCAAAAUGGCCGCCGACGCCUCUCCGAGGGCAGCGGAAGAGGCGGCAGGGGAGAGGGGCUGGCUGGGUGGAAGCCCUCGGUGUACUGUGUGAUGUUGAUCCUGGGCGCCGCCGCCAUCUUGGUAUCCUGCUGUGCCUCGGCCAUGUACUCUGCUGUAGAAGGCUGGGGCUACCUGGAUUCUCUGUACUACUGCUUCGUAGCGUUCAGCACCAUUGGGUUUGGGGACAUGGUGAGCAGCCAGAUGUUUGCGUACGACGAGGGGAAUGAGAGCCAGACGGCGUACCGGGUGGGUAACUUCCUGUUUAUUCUGACAGGAGUUUGCUGUAUCUACUCCCUGUUCAACGUCAUCUCCAUCGUCAUCAAACAGGUGCUGAACUGGCUGCUGAGGAGGCUGGAGGUGCCAUGUCGCUGCCCAGGGAGGGGGCACCACCAACCGCACCCCAGACACCCCCGCAGGAACGUGGUAGUGCCCGGACACCUGAGGGCCAGGCGGGACCUGUCCAUCGAGACGGACGCGGUGAACGACAGCGAGGCGGACGGACGGAGGAUGUCUGGAGAGAUGAUCUCCAUGAAAGACUUCUUGGCUGCCAAUAAGGUGAACCUGGCCAUCAUGCAGAAGCAGCUGUCAGAGAUGGCUAACGGUCACCCUCGCCAGUCAAGCUCCAGCUCCCGCCACAAUGGCUUCUCCGGAGGGGUGGGCGCCCUGGGCAUCAUGAACAACCGCCUGGCAGAGACCAGCGUGGACAGAUAGGCCUACACCUACGUAUACACAUAAGUCAGACUGAUUGACUGGCCAGAGAGACAGUCACAAGAAAUCAGGACUUCCUCUAAAAAUUCAUUGGUUUUAAUUGAACAAAUAGAGAAAUGUACAAUACCCAAAUCAAUUCCAGGAGAAUAAUUGACCCCAUGGACUAAAGCCUGGCCAGGCCACAUCAGUUCAGAAUAUGUCACGUACACCCCGCACAUCCAAUCAAGCUGCGAAGGGAAAGGAAGUGCAGUGGCAUUCAGUGUGCAGGAAGUUUGCUGUUUCAUAACUGUAGGGACAAUGUAAUACAAUACGUCUGCCCUACUUAAUCAAGCUGUCCAUCGCAGGAGAAUAAUUGACCUGAAGUACCAACCUAUACCGCAACGAGGUUCCACUGUAAGAGAACUCUGCCUGCCGCCACCCAUUCUUCUCUGAUGCAUGCUGGUUCAUCAGGCAGUGUCUAUGUGCGUGCGUGCAUGAGUGUGUUGGUGUGCGCGCGUCUCCUUCACCCACAACUGGAUCACAACCAACUGUAGCUACUGCUGGAAUCUGGUGGUUAGUUACUGAGGCAGUUUCCAUGGAGACACCACAGAAUACAGAAAGCUACCCAAAGACAUUGUAGCUGAGUGGUUUCAAACUACCCUAUCAUAUUCUUCAUAUCACUAGCGAAUAACAGCUAGCCAACAGACUGCUCAUCACCACGACUACAAACACCCUAUACUGUCAUCUUGAUUAAGAAGACCCACCACUCGCCUGCUUUUCAGAGAAAACACCUGGAGGGGAAGUAGCCUUCUGAGAAAAAUACUGAAUUUCCACUGUGUGUAAGAAACCGCAACCAAUCUAUAAGGGGAGACAGCCUUAUGAAAAGGCAGGCAAGACUUUUAGAGACAGCAGAAUGUGGCAAACAGAAACACUGUCUAAAUAUCAUGCUUCUGUCUGAGUGGUUAUGGCUACAGACUUGUUAUGUUCAUCAGCUGUAAUGGGUUUUCUAUUGCACUGCCACCUCUAACUUGUUAUCUGUUAUGUUUGAGACAUAGUGCAAUGGACAAUAACACCCAGCACAGCACUGCACCAUUACAAACUAAUGGAUAUCUAUUUAUUCUAUCCAAAAUGAAAAACAGAAUUCUAUUCUUUAGAGAUUUCAAUUUAGAGUGUAUUAUCAGAGGGCUGUUAUCUUGCUGUUUCAUCACACUAUGUGGAAGCACCAUAAGGCAGCAGCAUACGGACUCUAACAAUGAAGUAUCACUCUUUUGUCCAUAUCUAUCUGGACCUGGCCAGCAUGCUCAUAUUAAUGCUAUGAAAAACAAGUCUCUCUCGAAGGUUAUUUCAGGGCCUUUUUCUCAUUCUUUCCAUGACAGGGGUGUUAUGUUCUCAUUCUAUUCUGAAACUGGAACGAGAGAAAGAGAGAGACAAGUGAGAAAGGGAUCUGUGAGAAAAAAAAAUGGACGGUUGGGUGAAAGACAAAACGGAGAAGUAGAAAUGGACAGAUCUUUGAAAAGGAGAGCCAGUUUUGGGGAAAGAAAGCAGUAAUGAGCAGAAAGAGAGAGAGAGAGAGAGAGAGAGAGAGAGAGAGAGAGAGAGAGAGAGAGAGAGAGAGAGAGAGAGAGAGAGAGAGAGAGAGAGAGAGAGAGAGAGAGAGAGAGAGAGAGAAGAGCAGAACUGUUCAGAUCACAGUCUACAUUAUGGAUUGGGUUGGAGCAGGGGCGACAUACGCCUCUUCACACGCCUUGUUGAACGCACCGAACAAGAUGCUCAAAUUAUACAUGGUGCUAGUGAGACAGACUCCUACAGAUUUACGUCACAGCGAGCUUUCGUGCUGAAUGUCUCAAUACCCAGCUAGUUAUUCCGAAAAGCCGCAGAGAUAAGAAAAAGCCCAUUUAUCAUGUCUUCCCUGUUACCUCUAAUAACGCACUACAGUGGAGAAGCAGUAUAACAGGUGUGGCGGUCUGAAUACAGCAUAGCCCACAGUAUGAGUCAGCAAAUUAAUGUGACCUGAUAUUUUUGUACCAAAUGGAGAUCUAAUUUCAUGUCACGAUUUGAAACGGUGGUACAGUAUAUUAUUGAGAAAAUGACACAACUCUGCUACUUAUUGUCACUAGCAGAUUUGUUUUUGCUACUUUGUAAUUUCAUCCAUUUUGAAACAACCAAUGUAUCAUUGGGUGACUAUACUGUUGACAAAGAAAUUACAAUUAACUGUAGAGUACUGACAAGAAUGUGACAGAAAAAAUAUGGAUACGCCUGAAAUUAUCUUGUCUGGUGGUCUUGUUUGUAUGUUGUCCCGUUGGGACUAACUUUAUGACAAAGAGAACAGUAGUUGGCUAGCCUCUACCAGGCUUUCACCAACAUGAGCGAGACCUGGGAGCUGAGGCUAGUAGUUGGCUAUUGUCCCUCAGGAGGGAGGCAGAGAGAGGGUGAGUGAGCCUCUUCACCGCUGCCUAGCAAACAGGAGGUGUGAGAAGAGAAGGUGCGUUAUUCAAAGCUCCUGUCAAAUCACAUGUAGUCACAAUAGCUCUUUGUGGAGUUCCUAGCUGGAGUUGAGUGUUAAGUGGCUGCCCACUCACUAUUCCCUUUAUGCCCAUUCCCAAGAACACUGCCGCCACACAGGAUAAACACAUAUAGCUAACAUAAAUACAGAAGACUUGAGAUAUGACGAAAUAGAGAUGAGGUGUUGAAAAGCUAGAGACUGGAGAUGUUCUUCCUAUUGGGGCCAUGGGGUUGUGAAACUAAUGUCCCUGCACGUGUAACAUCAAGAAUGUUAAAAGGUGCUGACAUACUAGAGCUAGAUAGGCUAUUUUGAGUCUGGUGUGGUUAAUGCUUGUCCGGGGUAAACAGUCUUACAAAGGCUCUUGAAUUAGACCAGACAGAUGCACAUGAGGUGAUGACUGGCGUAGAAAGACUGGCUUCUUCAUUCGAUUAGUAAAACCCCAGUCAUUAUGUGAAUAGGAGUAAAUUGCUGCAACAAUAAGUCUAUCAAUCACAAUCCCAUUAUGAAGCAUGUGCGAAUGAGGGUGAGCGCAGAGAGCUGAGAGAAAUGGUGGGAGUUGUGCAUUAUCUCAAUGGCUUAUGAGAGCUCCCAUGCGGCUAUUGGGUAGAAGUGAAUUGGGAUACAGCAUGAUUAACAUACGGUAUCUGUGAGUCAUCAUCUCAAUUCAAUGCAUAGGCCUAGUCGAGUAAAUAAAGUCACAUCUGGCUUUCACUCCAAAUCAAGGCCUGGCAAAGAAGCAAAAGAAUAAUCAGAUAUUCAGCUUCUAAACAUUUAAUCCACUUUUUUUGUUACAGUAGGUGCCAAGAGGAAGUCAUAAAUCGGUGUAAUAGAUUGGGGCGUCAAAGCCAAAGAACAUGAAGUUGAUCAAUCCCAAUCGAUAGAGGAGCUGAUUUUUGUUUUGUUUAUGACAGUAAAACAUUCUUAUGGCUAUAACAUUUGUUAGCGCCUUCAAUUCUUGCACAUUUUAUCAUAAAAAUGUAUGUUUCAACACCGAACUGCUAAACUUGGAAUCAAUCAGAACUCCUGUACAUACCCCUUGUGAUCAAUGCAGCCAAUGGCCUGCUCCUAAGAUGUAAACAGAGCCUGGUGAAAACUCAAGCUGCUGUCUGUCUGUGUGUGAUGAGCUCCCAAAGACUGAAAUAAGAUACAUAUGUUUUCGAGUGCACUUGAAAUAUGCAGCAUGCGAUAUGAAUUGUCUUGAUCGUACGAAGACGCAACUCCGUUGACCAUUUUACCAAUUUAUUGAAAGUUAGCCAAUGUUAGUUUGACUAGCCUAGCCAGCUACUGUAACCGUCAAUGUGCCUGCUCAGGAGGCUAGUGUUUCAUUAGCUGUCUCUGUCAGUGAAUGACAUUUUUCGAACCAUGUUUUGUCAUUAUUAUUUGUCUCAUUUCAAGUAACUAUCUGCAGGCUUGAAGAAACAUUAAAUCAUAUACCUUGCAAACCCAAAUAAAA